Chilo suppressalis (striped riceborer) is the source of this 1296-nucleotide messenger RNA. The record is from the annotation of a GenBank genome assembly. NCBI's taxonomy places the organism in Eukaryota, Metazoa, Arthropoda, Insecta, Lepidoptera, Crambidae.
AUGAACGUGACGCACGGCUGCGAGUCCGACUGGGGCGUGGCGCCGGCCGACGAGCUGUACCGGUUCGUGCUCAACGGCGUGCUGCUCAACUGCAUCGGCGCGGGCGGGCUGCUCGGCAACGCGCUGGCCGUGCUCGUGCUGUCGCGGCCCCAGAUGCGCUCCUCCGUCAACUGCCUGCUGGUGGGGCUCGCCGCCUGCGACACCGUGCUCAUCCUCACCUCCGUGCUUCUGUUCGGCCUCACCGCCGUGUACCCGUACACGGGCCGCCUGCGCUACUACUACUACCACGUGUGCCCCCACAUCACGCCCUACGCAUACCCCAUCGCCAACGCGGCCCAGACCAUGUCCGUGUACCUGACGCUCAUCGUCACCGUCGAGCGCUGGGUCGCCGUCUGUCACCCGUUCCGAGCGAAGGCGCUGUGCACGUCGUCCCGCGCGCGCCUCUACGUCUUCGGGACGGCCGUUUUCGCGUUCCUCUACAACUUCCCGAAGUUCUUCGAGGCGGAGACGUACGUGAGCGUCGACGACGGCGAGCUCGUCCACUGCGUGAAACCCAACGAGGCGUUCCGCACCGAGUCUUAUAUCGCCGUGUACAUACACUGGAUGUACCUGAUCGUGAUGUACAUAGUGCCGUUCACGGCGCUCGCGGUGCUCAACGCGUGCAUCGUGAAGCAGGUGCGGCGCGCGCAGGCGGAGCGGGCGCGGCUGUCGCGCGUGCAGCGACGGGAGAUAAGUCUGGCGACGAUGCUGCUCGUCGUCGUGUUGGUGUUCUUCCUCUGCAACAUCCUACCGCUGGUCACGAACUCGUGCGAGGUGUUCUUCGAGAACCAGCUGGAGAAACUGGAUCCGCUCGUCAAGACGAGCAAUCUGCUCGUGACGAUAAACAGCAGCGUCAACUUCGUCAUCUACGUGAUAUUCGGGGAGAAAUUCAAGCGGGUCUUCUUGAAGAUGUUCUGCGCGGGCGGCAUAUGGCGGCGGGGUACGCGCGAAUCUCCGGAGCACACGCGGGACGACUCGUUCGCUUCGUGCGGGGAGCGGGUGUCGUUGAGGCUGGCGCGGAACGGGACACUGCGGCGCUCGGAAGCGCGCUCAGCGAGGAAUGCGGUCAACGGGAACGGCAGCGGGUGCGGGGCGGGGGCGGGGGCGGGCGCGGGUCGCGCGCGGCGCUCGCUGUGCCCCGCGCCCACGGUGUACUACCCCGCGCCGGCUACAGAGGUCACCUCCACCUCCCUGCAGACUGACACUCCGCCGCCCGCCGCCGCCAGGUGGAACGGACUCACCAGGGUACAUUUUUAG